This is a messenger RNA of Rhinolophus ferrumequinum (greater horseshoe bat), 7412 nucleotides long. RefSeq names its product sperm associated antigen 9 (gene SPAG9). Gene Ontology annotation, molecular function: kinesin binding; JUN kinase binding; MAP kinase scaffold activity. NCBI's taxonomy places the organism in Eukaryota, Metazoa, Chordata, Mammalia, Chiroptera, Rhinolophidae. The coding region runs from base 166 to 4167 and encodes 1333 amino acids. Gene Ontology annotation, cellular component: cytoplasm. Gene Ontology annotation, biological process: vesicle-mediated transport. The transcript has 33 exons. The record is from RefSeq and is a predicted model, not a curated record.
UGGGUUGAGUGCGCUCACCCCACCCCUCCCCUCCUCAGGCCCCGGGCCCCCACCCCGCAGGGCCCAGCCCCAGCUCCAGCCCCAGCCCCAGCCGGGCCCGUCCCGUGCGGGCCCGUGCCGCCCCUUCAGCCGGCGACGCCCCGGGCCGCCCGCUUGCCCGCCACCAUGGAGCUGGAGGACGGUGUAGUGUACCAGGAGGAGCCCGGAGGCUCCGGGGCCGUGAUGUCGGAGCGGGUGUCCGGCCUGGCCGGCUCCAUCUACCGCGAGUUCGAGCGGCUGAUCGGGCGCUACGACGAGGAGGUGGUCAAGGAGCUGAUGCCACUGGUGGUGGCCGUGCUGGAGAACCUGGACUCGGUGUUCGCGCAGGACCAGGAGCACCAGGUGGAGCUGGAGCUGCUGCGGGACGACAACGAGCAGCUCAUCACCCAGUACGAGCGGGAGAAGGCGCUGCGCAAGCACGCCGAGGAGAAAUUCAUUGAAUUUGAAGACUCUCAAGAACAGGAAAAAAAGGAUCUACAGACCCGAGUGGAAUCUUUAGAAUCCCAAACAAGACAACUUGAACUCAAAGCAAAAAAUUAUGCUGACCAGAUUAGCAGACUUGAAGAAAGAGAAGCAGAACUGAAGAAGGAAUAUAAUGCAUUACAUCAAAGACACACCGAGAUGAUCCAUAAUUAUAUGGAACACUUAGAAAGAACAAAACUUCAUCAGCUCUCAGGGAGUGAUCAACUAGAGUCCACAGCUCAUAGUAGAAUUAGAAAAGAACGCCCUAUAUCACUAGGGAUUUUUCCAUUACCUGCUGGAGACGGAUUGCUUACACCUGAUACUCAGAAAGGUGGAGAGACCCCUGGAUCAGAGCAAUGGAAAUUUCAGGAAUUAAGUCAACCACGUUCUCAUACCAGCCUGAAGGAUGAACUUUCUGAUGUUAGCCAAGGAGGAUCUAAAGCUACCACUCCAGCAUCAACAGCUGCUUCAGAUGUGGCAACACUUCCUACUGAUACUCCCUUAAAGGAAGAUAAUGAAGGAUUUGUGAAGUUUGCAGAUACACCAAAUAAGUCGGAGAUAAGCAAGCAUAUUGAAAUACAGGUUGCACAAGAAACUAGAAAUGCGUCAACAGGCUCUGCUGAAAAUGAAGAGAAGUCAGAAGUUCAAGCAAUCAUUGAAUCUACGCCUGAGUUGGAUAUGGACAAAGACCUCAGUGGAUAUAAAGGCUCAAGCACUCCCACCAAAGGCAUAGAGAACAAAGCUUUUGAUCGCAAUACAGAAUCUCUCUUUGAAGAACUGUCUUCAGCUGGCUCAGGUCUAAUUGGAGAUGUGGAUGAAGGAGCAGAUUUACUAGGGGAAUAUUCUGACCAUAAUUUCUUUGGAAUGGGCCGUGAAGUUGAGAAUCUUAUAUUAGAAAAUACACAACUGUUGGAAACCAAAAAUGCUUUGAAUGUAGUGAAGAAUGACUUGAUAGCAAAAGUGGAUGAACUGACCUGUGAGAAAGAUGUGUUGCAAGGGGAACUGGAGGCUGUGAAACAAGCCAAACUGAAGCUGGAGGAAAAGAACAAAGAACUGGAGGAAGAGCUGCGGAAAGCUCGUGCAGAAGCUGAAGAUGCAAGGCAAAAAGCAAAAGAUGAUGAUGAUAGUGAUAUUCCCACAGCCCAGAGGAAGCGUUUUACUAGAGUAGAAAUGGCCCGUGUUCUAAUGGAGAGAAACCAGUAUAAAGAGAGAUUGAUGGAGCUUCAGGAAGCUGUUCGAUGGACAGAGAUGAUUCGAGCAUCAAGAGAAAACCCAGCCAUGCAGGAAAAAAAAAGGUCAAGCAUUUGGCAGUUUGUGCCAGCUCGUUUCAGCCGACUUUUCAGCUCCUCAAGUAAUACUACUAAGAAGCCCGAACCACCUGUUAAUCUGAAGUAUAAUGCACCCACCUCUCAUGUUACUCCUUCUGUUAAGAAAAGAAGCAGCACCUUAUCUCAACUCCCUGGCGAUAAGUCCAAAGCCUUUGAUUUCCUUAGUGAAGAAACUGAAGCUAGUUUAGCCUCUCGCAGAGAACAAAAGAGAGAACAGUAUCGUCAGGUAAAGGCACAUGUUCAGAAGGAAGACGGGAGAGUGCAAGCUUUUGGCUGGAGUCUGCCUCAAAAGUAUAGACAGGUAACCAAUGGUCAAGGGGAAAAUAAGAUGAAAAAUUUACCUGUGCCUGUCUAUCUCAGACCUCUAGAUGAAAAAGAUGCAUCAAUGAAGCUGUGGUGUGCUGUUGGCGUGAAUUUAUCUGGUGGGAAGACCAGAGACGGCGGCUCUGUUGUUGGAGCAAGUGUGUUUUACAAGGAUGUUGCUGGUCUGGAUGCAGAAGGCAGCCAACAGCGAAGUGCCUCUCAGAGCAGUUUAGACAAGCUGGACCAGGAACUUAAGGAGCAGCAGAAGGAGUUUAAAAAUCAAGAAGAAUUAUCCAGUCUAGUCUGGAUCUGUACCAGCACUCAUGCAGCUACAAAAGUUAUCAUUAUUGAUGCUAUUCAACCAGGCAACAUCCUAGACAGCUUCACUGUUUGCAACUCUCAUGUUCUGUGUAUAGCAAGUGUACCAGGAGCACGAGAAACAGACUACCCUGCGGGAGAAGAGCUUUCAGAAUCUGGACAGGUAGACAAAGCGUCUCUAUGUGGAAGCAUGACAAGCACUAGCUCGGCAGAGACAGACAGCCUAUUGGGAGGAAUCACGGUGGUUGGUUGUUCAGCAGAAGGUGUGACAGCAGCUGCCACUUCCCCUAGUACCAACGGUGCUUCACCAGUGAUGGAAAAACCACCAGAAAAGGAAGCAGAAAAUAGUGAGGUUGAUGAAAAUGUUCCAACAGCAGAAGAAGCAACUGAAGCCACAGAAGGCAAUGCAGGGUCAGCUGAAGACACCGUGGACAUCUCCCAAACCGGCGUGUACACAGAGCAUGUCUUUACAGAUCCUUUAGGAGUUCAAAUCCCAGAAGACCUCUCACCAGUGUAUCAAUCAAGUAGUGACUCAGAUGCAUAUAAAGAUCAAAUAUCAGUAUUGCCAAAUGAACAAGACCUGGUGAGAGAAGAAGCCCAGAAAAUGAGUAGUCUUUUACCAACUAUGUGGCUUGGCGCUCAGAAUGGCUGUUUGUAUGUCCAUUCAUCUGUAGCCCAGUGGAGGAAAUGUCUUCAUUCUAUUAAACUUAAAGAUUCGAUUCUCAGUAUUGUACAUGUGAAAGGAAUUGUGUUAGUGGCCCUGGCUGAUGGCACCCUUGCAAUCUUUCACAGAGGAGUUGACGGGCAGUGGGAUUUGUCAAACUAUCACCUGUUAGAUCUUGGACGGCCUCACCAUUCCAUCCGAUGCAUGACUGUGGUCCAUGACAAAGUCUGGUGUGGCUAUAGGAACAAAAUCUAUGUGGUUCAGCCAAAGGCCAUGAAAAUAGAGAAAUCAUUCGAUGCACAUCCCAGGAAGGAGAGCCAAGUGCGGCAGCUUGCGUGGGUGGGUGACGGUGUGUGGGUCUCCAUUCGCUUGGAUUCCACACUCCGUCUCUAUCAUGCACACACUUACCAGCAUCUGCAGGAUGUGGACAUUGAGCCUUAUGUAAGCAAAAUGUUAGGUACUGGAAAACUGGGCUUCUCUUUUGUGAGGAUCACAGCUCUUAUGGUGUCUUGCAAUCGUUUGUGGGUGGGGACAGGAAACGGUGUCAUUAUCUCCAUCCCAUUGACAGAAACCGUAAUCCUCCACCAGGGACGUUUACUGGGGCUGAGGGCAAAUAAAACCUCAGGAGCACCUGGAAAUCGCCCUGGAAGUGUGAUCCGUGUGUAUGGUGAUGAAAACAGCGAUAAAGUGACUCCAGGGACAUUUAUACCCUAUUGUUCAAUGGCACAUGCACAGCUUUGCUUCCAUGGACAUCGGGACGCUGUGAAGUUCUUUGUGGCAGUCCCAGGUCAAGUCGUCAGCCCACAAAGUGGCAGUAGUGGCACAGAUCUGGCAGGUGACAAAGCAGGGCCAUCUGCACAGGAGCCUGGCAGCCAGACGCCUUUGAAGUCUAUGCUCGUCAUCAGUGGAGGAGAGGGCUACAUUGACUUCCGGAUGGGUGAUGAAGGUGGAGAAUCAGAACUUCUUGGAGAGGAUCUUCCACUUGAACCUUCUGUUGCCAAAGCAGAAAGGAGUCACUUGAUCGUGUGGCAAGUGAUGUAUGGCAGUGAGUGAGCCCAUGGGACACCGGUGGACACGUAGACGCCGUCUCUUCUGCAUGGUUUCUUUUCCCUUUUCCUCUUUAUUUAAUGCUCUCUUCGUGAAAUAAGUUUCACCACAUAAUGUGUGAGCAUUUUUUUCCCUGUUAACUUUACAUUACAAAAUCUGUCUUAUCGUAACAAUACAGGAACUAGCCGUUUUACUGCACCAGUGUUAUAGGCAAUUUCAGUAUAUUAUGAACAAAUCAAGGAAUGUUUACUUUCUGCAAACUGGUGAAUUAUAGAAAGCAAUCCAGAUGUGGUAUAUUCUGCCACAGCUAAUGACACUUCGUUUGAUGGGGUCACUUUUUAGCUGUCACUAAUAAUGGAAUUAAUGGAAACACUUGAUAAAUGAAACUACAGUAGUAAAGUUUUCCCCAGUGUAUUAUAAAAUUGACACAAACUAAUAUCAGGUGGAUUAUCAGGAUUUAUCUAAAUGUCCCGAGAGGGCUAAAAGCUAACUGUAAAUUACUUUAAUUUUCACUUUCAAAUCUGACAAAUCUUGUUUAUAUGAUAUAUAAAACUUUGUUUUCAUCAGAUUUGGGGGGGUUUUAUAUUAAAGAAAUUAAGACUACACUAUUUAAAUAAAAGUUUCCUGUUUCUGACUUAUUAGAGCUCUAAAGUUUGUGAGGCCUGCUUCUCUGAAUAUUCUGACUUUUUGUGUUUUUUUGUGUUUUUUUUUUGUUUGUUUUUUUGAGACUAGUUUCACUCAUUUCAUACUGACAAGUUUGAAAGGUUUAUACUUACAAGGCUUAGAAGAUAGGUAUCAGCAAUGGGAGGAUUUUUUUUCUUUUAAAGGAAAUUGUGUUUUGGAUUCCUUGUACCAGCAGGUGGUGGUGGUUGGUUGAGUUUUCUUCCAUGUGAAAGAUUCACCUGUUUACCAGUUGUUGGACUGCUCUUUCCAGUUCCUAAGAGUAAAGCCGUAGUGGUGAUGGAGUGUGGCCUGACGGACUGAAUGAGGGAUUUGAUUAGAUGGUGUUUUCUCUUCUGUAUAAAACUACAGAAGAGCUAUACUUGAUAUUUUGUAUGUAAAUGACACAUUUGAGCUUUUAUGCCCUGUUGAAAUUGAAAUGCCAUCUUCAAAGAGGAAAACUACGAAGGGGAAGAAGACAAAGCCAAGACAAAGCCAAGAAGACCAAACCAAGAGUAAAAGUCGACGUGACAUCUUUUUACUCACAAUACCCAUUUAAAAAAUAGAGUCUAGGUCUGAUUGCCUUGUUUAAUUAUACUGCAGUUUUUUUCCUUCUCAACCUUCUUGAAAAUGUGUGAUUUACUGAUUACUUUAAGCAAAGCUAAAUAUAAAUUUAAGUGCUAUUUUAAAAAUAUAAACCUAUUGGAUAAAGACCUCUUAUCAGAAGGACUACUUCAAAGAAAAGAAAGCAAACACAGGUCUCAGAUUAUCUAAGCAUUCUUAAUUACCAGGGACUUUUUUUCUGAAUUGUCAUGCAAGAUAUUUGUAAAAAGUACAUGUAUCUUUUAAACAUAUACAUGAUUAGGCUAGAUUGUAAACUACAUCAGAUUUAAGGAGCUGGAGGAGGCCUUUGGAUCCAUUUGGCCAUGUGUGUCUAUAAGCACAUUAUGUACACAGUAAAAUUGCAGCCACUUUAAAUGGCUAGAAGAAAAAACUUUUGGUAAAAGCUGUUAAAAGGAUGUUUUUGCUUGAGCUAUGUACUUUUCUUUAGGACACUAAAACUCAGGCCACUUUUCCAUAACUUGUAAGCUAUGCUUUUAAUUCAUUUUAAAUUUGAGUCAUUUUUGGCAAUACCUUAAAAAACCCACAGUCUUAAACAUUUUGGGGAAUGUUGUUUAAAUUCACAAAAAGGAGACACCAAAGUGUUUGAAAAUUUUAAUAUCCAGAAGUAAACAUCCCAGAGUCAUACUCCAUUUGCUGUUCAAUCUUUUACAGUUUAUAUGGCCGAAUGUAAUUUAGGAAAUCAGGAGUUAAAGAUGAGAAAUGUUAACAAACAUGUUGUAAUUGUUCUUUUUAAACUUACUGGCUUUAACUUAAGGAAUGUGGGUGUGUCGUUAUUUUAUCUCAAACUGUCAGAUUGCCUGUGCCCCUGUUAAUUAACUUCAGGGGCACAGAGUUCAAAAUAACCUGUACAAUUUAUUUUAAGGGCUUGUCCUCAUGUUUGUAAUUUCAGUUAAGUAUUUUCCGCAUAUUGCUUUCUUUCCCCUUUGCCCCCAAUAACACGUUUAUAUUCUUGUAAUGUUCACUUUAGUCAAAGUGGCAACCUUUGGAAGAAAAGGCCAAAAUGCAAGCUUCUUUCAAGCAGCAAAGUGAUUGGUGUAAACUGCCCUUAGCUAGCACGUUAAGGGCAGAGAAGAGGAUUGAGUACCUCGGGUUGGUCUCCAUAUAAAAAACAUUUACUCCUGUUGGAAGGAAUAAGGGAUGCCUGAGAAUUUUCUCAUUUUGUUACGCUUGGGUUACGUGUGAGGUUGAACUGUGUAAAAUUGCUGAUGUUGGACCAUUGCUGAUCCACAGAAGUGGCAGUAUCAUACACAUCAACCAAACACUACUGUUUGCAAGUUAAAAUCCCUGUGAGGCGAAGGGAGAAUAUUCUCUAGGGAUUCAGCUUUUAAAGGUCUUCCUAGAUUUGAAAAUAGAUCCUUUAACAAUGGCUGCCUUAGAAACAAAACAAUUGUCUCAUAAUAUUAACCGGCCUAAAGAAUGUGUGUCGGGCAACUGCUAUGGAACUGAAUAUUUAUUUCCUUGUGAGUAUUAUGACCUUUACCAAAGGACUCAACCAGAUUUAGGGCACUUCUUAAUUGAUCAUGUUGAGAAAGGGACUCAUUGGUCCUAGUUUGUGACAUGGGAAGAGUGGAGAAGAGAGAAUUAAAUGUGGAAAUCAUAAAUGCUUUUCUAACAGGGUUACGCUGUUUUAUAACACAGAAUGUCUUUUUCUUUCUCUUUAAAAAAUUAAGUUUUUAUUAAUGUUGUCAUACAUUUCUCAAUAUUUGAAUAUAUUUUAACCAUUUUAUGUUCUGAAUUUGUUUUUUGUCCUAGACAUUUUAUCCCAAAUUUUACUUGCCUCUGUAAUCUGAAAAAUGGGUUCUAGGAUGUCCUACUUGCUGUCUCUUAGAGGCUGAGGCUUCAUUUCUAUGAGCAAAAAGCUUGUUUAGCAAUGUAGCUAUUUCAGUAUUUAUUUCUAUUAUGGAAUCCCUGGGGUUCGGAAUGUAACUUUGUACAUGAAAUAUAUAUAAAUAUGUAUAUGAAACAUG